Messenger RNA from Vicia villosa (hairy vetch), 2060 nucleotides. Its product is annotated as cytochrome P450 CYP82D47-like. The transcript is spliced from 3 exons. Gene Ontology annotation, biological process: defense response to other organism. Gene Ontology annotation, molecular function: oxidoreductase activity, acting on paired donors, with incorporation or reduction of molecular oxygen; iron ion binding; monooxygenase activity. The coding region runs from base 1 to 1890 and encodes 629 amino acids. NCBI's taxonomy places the organism in Eukaryota, Viridiplantae, Streptophyta, Magnoliopsida, Fabales, Fabaceae. The record is from RefSeq and is a predicted model, not a curated record.
AUGAAUGCAUGCUCAGAUGCGUUGGAUGAGCUGGCAGGAUUGAUCAAGGGGCUACUGAAGCGAGGAAGCAUGGCUUAUGAUGAGCGCGCAAACACUGGAUCCAAGGAACUUAAACUUGCUGACGCGCGUUUUCUGGCCAAUCAGGGCCUGCCAGGCUUCGUCUUCUUCCUCCCUUCCGUUGCUAAAGCUCCUGCAACUGUAGUAUUUAGUGCAUUCAUCAAAGCUUCUUCAAGUAAACUUUAUUUUUCACAUUCCAUACAAGGAAAGACGCCGCACCGCAUCAUACCGCAUAUAUCAUAUAUCAUCAUCAUCAUGGAGGUAACAAUUGAGUAUCUUUACGCAGUUGUUGCUGGUGUUUUGAGCAUACUACUAGUUACUUAUUCUGUGUUCUUUAGAGGUGAAGCACAGCCACGACCCAAGCUUGCACCUUUAGCUUCUGGUGGAUGGCCUUUGAUCGGCCACCUUCAUCUCCUAGGCGGUUCAAAGCAGCCUCCAUACAUAACCUUAGGAGACUUAGCAGACAAAUACGGACCAAUCUUCACCCUUCGAAUCGGUGUUCACAAAGCCGUUGUGGUAAGCACUUGGGAGUUAGCCAAGGAGAUUUUCACCACACACGAUGUCAUAAUCUCGUCCCGUCCAAAAUUCACCGCCGCAAAAAUAUUAGGACACGACUACGCUAAUUUUGGAUUCUCUCCUUAUGGAAAUUACUGGCAAAGGAUGCGUAAGGUCACGGCUUCAGAGUUGUUAUCUGUUCGGAGAUUUGAAUUGCUUGGUGAUAUUAGAGACUCGGAGGUGAAGAAAUCGUUGGCAGAGAUUUAUAACAACGAUGGAUUUGAUGAGUCUGGUGAUUUAAAAGUGGAGAUGAAACAGUUGUUGGGAGAUAUGAACUUGAACGUGAUUAUGAGGAUGAUUGGUGGGAAGAGAUAUUCGAGUGAUGGUGGUGAUGAGAGAGAGGUGAGGAAGGUGAGGUGGGUUUUCAGAGAGUUUUUUCGGUUGACAGGUUUGUUUGUGGUUGGAGAUGCGAUUCCGUUUCUUGGAUGGCUUGAUCUGGGAGGACAUGUGAAGGAGAUGAAGAAAGCUGAGCGUGAGAUGGAUAGUGUUGUUUGUGGAUGGUUGGAAGAACAUCGCAGGAAAAAUAAUGAUUUGGGAGAGAUUGCUAAGAAUGAGCAGGAUUUCAUUGAUGUUUUGUUGUCUGUUCUGGAUGGUGUUGAUCUUGAUGGUUAUGAUCUUGAUACUGUCGUCAAAGCCACAUGCUUGACGUUAAUUGCCGGGGCAACGGACACAACAACAGUAACAAUAACAUGGGCACUCUCAUUACUGCUGAACAAUCGCCACACAUUGAAGAAAGUUCAAGAUGAAUUAGACGAAAAAGUUGGAAAAGAAAGGCUAGUGAAUGAAUCAGACAUAAACAACUUAGUUUACCUUCAAGCCGUGGUAAAAGAAACACUCCGACUAUAUCCUGCUGGACCAUUCUCAGGUGCGCGUCAAUUCACUGAAAAUUGUACCGUAGGCGGAUACCAUAUUCAAACAGGUACUAGACUGAUUUUGAACCUUUGGAAAAUGCAUAGAGAUCCACGCGUGUGGUCGGAACCAUUAGAGUUUCAACCAGAAAGGUUUUUGAAUACUCAUAAGGAUGUUGAUGUGAAAGGGCAACAUUAUGAGCUGCUUCCAUUUGGAGGUGGAAGAAGGUCUUGUCCUGGGAUAACAUUUGGUCUUCAAAUGACACAUUUGGCAUUAGCUGCUUUCUUGCAAGCGUUUGAAAUCGCAACUCCGUCGAAUGGUAAUGUUGAUAUGAGUGCGACGUUUGGACUCACAAAUAUCAAAACCACCCCGCUUGAGGUUAUAGUGAAACGCCGUUUGCCAUACGAGCUCUUUGUUAGUGAAAAUUAGCCAAUUAUAUUAAUGAAUUGGUGCGUGUUCAGAAUAAAGUACAACUUUUGCCAAGAAAAUUUGUGGAUUAAAGAGAUUGAACUAUGAUUUUAAAUAAAAGAAGCGGUCAUACACGUGGUUCUAUAUAUUGUGAUUUCGGUUGCAUGAACAAAGAUUGAAUGUUGGGGUUU